Molecule: messenger RNA, 1605 nt
Organism: Microsporum canis CBS 113480
Lineage: Eukaryota; Fungi; Ascomycota; Eurotiomycetes; Onygenales; Arthrodermataceae
Exons: 2
Coding region: 1-1605 (534 amino acids)
Source: RefSeq, a predicted model, not a curated record
AUGGAGCCUUCUCGGCCAUCAUCAGCAGAAUACCGUUACGACGCCGAAGACGUUGGACUUCUUUCAUGGCGUGAACAGCCCAGUCACAGUCGAGGCGGCAGCCGGUUCCUGCAAGCCAUCCACAGCUGGUCACCCAACGGCCUGAACUCGCUUCUGAGGCGAGCUGAGAAGACAGGCCAUCACUUGCUCUCUUCGAUAGGCUGCUGUUCUCCGGCAAGACGAGGAGGUGCCAGACUAUCGAGAACCCACCGCUUGUUACGGCUUGUUGGGUUUCUGGUCUGGUUGUUCAUUGUUGUAUCUGCGGCCGAGUCGGUCUUCUUGCCUUCGUAUCAGACUCCGCCAAAGCACUACGCUGAUUUGCGUGAGAAGAUCCUCAGCAGCACGCAGCCUGGCCGAGGGAACCCAGGGAACGAGAAAAUUUUCAUAGCCAGUAAUAUCGUGCAGGAGGGGAUGAUUCGAGGCCCCUGGGGGAGCUCACUCAUCGAAUUAGUCGAUAUCCUCGGUGAAGAUAAUGUUUUUGUCAGUAUCUAUGAGAACGAUAGCGGGAAUGGGACAGGAGAUGCCCUGAGAGAGCUGGCCGCACAACUACCAUGUAAUUCAUCAGUCGUCACAGGAGACCAUGUAUCCCUUGAUGGCUUCCCCAAGACCAUCCUCCCUUCUGGGGACGAGCGGGUAAAGCGUAUAGCCUACCUGGCUCAGAUCCGCAACCAAAUGCUGGAACCGCUUAAUUCAUCAUAUAUGCUAUCUGGAGGCCAUGCUGAGAGCGGGUUUAAUCACGUUAAAGUGAGAUUUGAUCGUGUCUUGUUUCUGAACGACAUCUACUUCUCCGCCAUCGACGCAGCUCAGCUACUAUUUUCAACCAACGUAGACGAGAGUGGGCACGCUCAAUACCGAGCAGCAUGUGCCGUCGACUUUGUGUCCAAGGUCAUGUUCUACGACACCUUUGUGGUUAGAGAUGCUGAAGGCUACAGCACUGGCCUGAUGUUCUUUCCCUGGUUUGCACCUGUUGGACAGGCAAGGAGCAGAAACCAGGUGCUGGAAGGGUCUGACGCAGUUCAGGUCCGGAGCUGCUGGGGAGGGAUGGUCGUUUUCCAGGCAGAGAUGUUUCAGGAUUUCUCAACGGCCGACUCGACAAGCCGCCUUGUCAGCCAGUUUAGGCACGAGCCCGAGCCAUUCUGGGAAUCCUCCGAGUGCUGUUUAAUCUUUGCAGAUUUGGAAGAUCAGUUUGGGGAGCCAGACGUUGCGAACCGGACUGGGGUCUUCUUGAACCCGUUCAUUCGAGUGGCCUACUCGCAGAAUACUUGGAAGUGGCUUGCGUUCUUUAGGAGAUAUGAACGUAUCUUUGCAAAUAUGCAGUAUAUUGUCAGCAAGCUGGCCUAUCCAGAGCAUAACCCACGACGAACUCAUGUUGCCGGACAGAGAGUGAAGGAUAGUGUGUGGCAGAGUAACGCAGACGGUCAGCCGGGAGGUUCGUUCCAGACGAUCCAGCGAAGGGCAGCUCCCGGAGGCUAUUGUGGGCAGAGACGGAUGUUUGUCAUGGACGAGGACGUAGAGAAGGCAAACAAGAAUGGAGCAAAGAACUGGGAGAAAAUACCUGUUCCAUGA